CGCGGGCCGCGUGUGCGGCCUGGGCCUCGGGCAGCUGGGGCGGGAGGCGCGCGUGGCCCGUGCGGGUCACUGUCCCGCCCCGGGGUGGCGGGGCGGCUUGUUGCCCCCUGCCUCCUGCUGACUGACGCAGGUGGAAAGAUGGGGUCGCGCACCCGGGGAGAGAGACACACGCCCGAAGACAGAGACGCCCAGACAUCCUGGAGACACACACACGGGGAAGGAGAUCCAUCGAUACCUGGUGACACAUACCCAAACACCCAGGGAGAGGGACACAUCCACACCAACCCCCGGGGAGACACACAGGGUCACACGGAGAAACCCACGCAGGCGCGCCAACCCAGCGCACUCCCGCAUGACUCAUGGAGAGAAAGCAGAGGCGCGCACGAUUUGAUAUUGGCGACCUCUGACCUGCUUCCCAGAAACUCCCUGCACUCCUCUAACGAGCCUGGCACAGUGGUGAACCGCUUUCCCUGUUGUCCGUGUCCAAGUGGAUCUUCCAGACAGCCCUAGAGAUGAUGAUGUUUGAACUGAACAAUUAAGGGUUCCGAAAUCAGAGAUCUUGAGAUUAAAAAUGGCAGGAAAAUCAUCGCUUUUUAAAGUAAUUCUCCUUGGAGAUGGUGGAGUUGGGAAGAGUUCUCUAAUGAACAGAUACGUGACUAAUAAGUUUGAUGCCCAGCUCUUCCAUACAAUAGGUGUGGAAUUUUUAAAUAAAGAUUUGGAGGUGGAUGGACACUUUGUUACCAUGCAGAUUUGGGACACGGCCGGUCAAGAGCGGUUCAGAAGCCUGAGGACGCCAUUUUACAGAGGUUCUGACUGUUGCCUGCUUACUUUUAGCGUCGAUGAUUCUCAAAGCUUCCAGAAUCUGAGUAACUGGAAGAAAGAAUUCAUAUAUUAUGCGGAUGUGAAGGAGCCCGAAAGCUUUCCUUUUGUGAUUUUGGGUAACAAGGUUGACAUCAGCGAGCGGCAGGUGUCUGCAGAAGAAGCUCAAGCCUGGUGCAGGGACAACGGCGACUAUCCUUACUUUGAAACAAGUGCAAAAGAUGCCACGAAUGUGGCAGCAGCCUUUGAGGAAGCAGUUCGAAGAGUGCUUGCUACCGAGGAUAGGUCAGAUCACUUGAUUCAGACAGACACAGUCAGUCUGCACCGAAAGCCCAAGCCCAGCUCAUCUUGCUGUUGAAGUUCGAGAGGUUGCCCGUGCGAUCUAACCAGCUCACACACAUGCACAGAUAAGCACAGGGUGGAGACGAGAAUUCGUGUUUGCAGCGAUGGAUCACGUACUCAUGAAAUUAAACUAACCACGUUGCUGCCUUGUUGGUGGGUGGGAGAAGGGACACAUCCACUCCCAGGAGAAUCUCUUUACUCAGUAAUGGCACCUUACCUUUAUAAGUUGUAACGGUUGUCUAAUAAUGUUUAAUUUAAAUAUGUAUGUCACACAGCUAAUAAAUGAGAUGACCAAGACUUUAUAAUUAAAACAAAACACUUGAGUAUUCUAGAAGUUACUGUUUUUUCCCCGGGAAAAUGGAGAACUACUUUUUCUAUGUGUAUAUUUUUAUGUAAUUAGCACUCUGUUCCUGGUUUAGGGAAAACAUGUCCUAAAGCAAUAACGUUAGAUAUUAAAGAUUAAAAUCCAGUGCA
Balaenoptera musculus (blue whale) is the source of this 1635-nucleotide messenger RNA. RefSeq names its product RAB9A, member RAS oncogene family (gene RAB9A). Gene Ontology annotation, biological process: retrograde transport, endosome to Golgi; Rab protein signal transduction. Gene Ontology annotation, molecular function: GTP binding; GTPase activity. Gene Ontology annotation, cellular component: lysosome; late endosome; phagocytic vesicle. The coding region runs from base 572 to 1177 and encodes 201 amino acids. NCBI's taxonomy places the organism in Eukaryota, Metazoa, Chordata, Mammalia, Artiodactyla, Balaenopteridae. The record is from RefSeq and is a predicted model, not a curated record. The transcript is spliced from 4 exons.